AUGUCCUGUAGUGGGUCCACCUGCGCAAAGUGCAACGGCAAGCACCAUGCACUGCUGCAUUUCGACAAGUUCAGCAGCAACAAGCUUCAGCAGAAGCAGUCUAAUAGCAGUAACAUUCAGGGCAAGGUAGACGUUAGGGAGCACGUUCUGCAUGUGUGCCGCCCGCAACCACGACGAACGUCUCUCCCUGCCAUAUCAUUCAUGACAGUUCCGGUCACAGUUCGCAACGGAAGUCAAGAAACCGUAUGCAGAGCACUACUUGAUCCUGCUGCCACCAGCGCGCAUAUCAAAGCCGCAGUGGCUGAAGCUAUCGGCUUGACUGGAGAUCCGGAACCGCUCCAAGUGACCACACUUGGUGGCAGCCAGAUGGAAGCCAUGCGCAGACGUACACCGGUGACCAUUCAAAGUACAGACAGCAGCUUGACCCACCAGAUCAGCGCUUGGGUUCUGCCAUGCGUCACAGCCGACACCGUGGCAGUCGACUGGAGUCAACACCAAGAUGCCUGGACGCAUCUGCACGGCAUACCAUUCCCAACUAUGGACACCUGCGACAUUGGUCUGCUGAUUGGUGUGGAUGCUGCGCCACUCCACACAGCACUGGAAGAGCGACGAGGCCCCGAUGAUGCGCCGAUUGCCCGUCGGACCCCGCUUGGUUGGGUUUGCUAUGGCCCCACAGGUACAAGCACCAAGAUAUCCCAGUCUAUCAUCACGAACUGUGCCACUGCCGCUGUACGUUCAGAGAUGACCUCCUCUGGCACAGAACCGCGUCUGGAUGAGCUCGUCCUCAACCUAUGGGACACUGUGUCCAUCGGUGUUGUGAACGCUGACCAGCGAUACCGCACACCAGCAGAACGUGAAGCGGAGGAACUGGCCACGGCUACCAUGCACCAUGAUGGGCAGCGGUACGAAAUCCGCCCUCCCUGGAUCCGCCCAACUGGUCCGAACAUCACAUCAAACCGCGCUCAAGCUGAACAGCGCUUGAGAGGUCUAGAAAAGACCCUGUCAGCCAAGCCAGCGAUCCAGGCAGAAUAUCACCGCGUCCUUGCAGCACAUCUGGAGAAAGGGUACAUCCGGACUGCACCUGAACUUAAGCCAUCGCCGCCGCAGACUACCAGCACCAGUGGUCGCAGCAUCAACACAGAAAUGCGCACGGGACCACGCCUACAGACCGACAUCGUUCGCAUCCUGUUUCGGUUCUCUGCUGAACCAGUAGCUAGCGUUGCCGACAUCAGUGAGAUGUUUAUGCAAGUAGAGCUCAAAGAAGAAGAUCAGCGGUUCACUCGGUUCCUAUGGCGUGCCAGCGCAGACGAUGAUCUACAAGUGUAUGAGUUUAACCGGUUGGUCUUCGGCCUAAGAGCAUCACCCUAUCUCCCCGACAAGGCUCUAAUGCAAACUGCACAAGAUUUCGCGACCGACUCGAUGCGCAGCAACGACCUUCUCCAAGUGGUCGAGGAGAGCUUCUAUGUCGACGAACUUCUGGACCCUUCCAGUCAGCUUCUGUGGCAAUAG
This is a messenger RNA of Sycon ciliatum, 1509 nucleotides long. RefSeq lists its product as uncharacterized. Lineage: Eukaryota; Metazoa; Porifera; Calcarea; Leucosolenida; Sycettidae. Bases 1 to 1509 code for a protein of 502 amino acids. The record is from RefSeq and is a predicted model, not a curated record. The transcript is spliced from 2 exons.